CUUGUUACUCCUUCGCUUUCUUUCUUCUCAACAUCUUUUAUUAUUCUUGUAAGACUAAUUUAUUUUGUUGAUCCAUAGUUAAUGUGAAAAAGGUAUAUACGGUGGGAUCAUACUCCAUUUUCUCAUAAAGGGUUCUUUGAUUCUUCCCUUUACAUAUUUCCCAUCAAUCUAAAAGAAUCGAUUCUCAUCUAGUCCUCCUCUUCUGCCCCUCUAUACAAAGAAGAUAUAAAAUGAAGCAAGAAAUUCUGGAUUAUUCGUUGGUACCUUCGGGUUUAUUGGUAAUGGUGUGUUACCAUAUUUGGCUUUUUCAUAAAAUUAUUAAACAACCCACUAAAACAAUAGUUGGUAUUCAUGCAAUUAAUCGACGUUAUUGGGUUCAAGCUAUGAUGGAGGACAAUAAGAAUGGAGUAUUAGCAGUACAAACACUAAGGAACAACAUAAUGGCAUCAACUUUAUUAGCUUCCACAGCCAUCAUGCUCAGCUCAGUGAUCGCGGUCUUAAUGACUAGCCAUAGUAGUGGCCAUAUGUUCGGGUUAGUCUUGGGUGAUUCAAGCCAAAUGGGAUUCUCCAUCAAGUUUUUCAGCAUCUUGGUUUGCUUUCUUUUAGCAUUCUUGCUAAAUGUGCAAUCAAUUAGGUAUUAUAGUCAUGCUAGUAUCCUAGUCAAUGUGCCCUUCAAGAACAUUUCUUCCCCUUACUUGACACCACAUUAUGUAGCUAGGAUUGUUAACCGGGGUGGCUACUUUUGGUCGCUUGGUUUGCGAGCUUUCUACUUCUCUUUCCCGCUCUUCCUUUGGAUCUUUGGUCCUAUUCCUAUGUUCGGAAGUUGCAUUGCUUUGGUUGUCUUGUUCUUCUUCUUGGAUUUCACCGUUGAUUUUAAGGUUGUAAGUGAUGAUGUCGAUGAUUGUGUUUUGCCAUGUAGUCGUCAUGAUGAACAAACUAAGUAGUCACCGUUUCCAAGUCUUGUUUCAAUUGAAGUAUGUACGGAUGUACAUCUAAGGGUAAUUAGGUGCUAAUGGGUUUGAUUCUCGCUGCCUCUUCACUAGUCCUCACGGUUACUUUCCUAAGUAAUACUAGAAAGUAUUGGAUCAUGUAUUGAAAUAAAAUAAUGCAAUUCAGUUUCAAUCCAAGUUGAACUGAUUACAACAUUUUGCUGUGUUUGUAGUAUCUUUGUUUGAAAUCAAAGUAUGUAGGUAUUGACGAUGUAUUGUAGAUCAUGCACUAAUUGAUAGUCCUUUUUGA
This is a messenger RNA of Amaranthus tricolor (Joseph's coat), 1239 nucleotides long. RefSeq lists its product as uncharacterized. The record is from RefSeq and is a predicted model, not a curated record. NCBI's taxonomy places the organism in Eukaryota, Viridiplantae, Streptophyta, Magnoliopsida, Caryophyllales, Amaranthaceae. The transcript is spliced from 2 exons. The coding region runs from base 231 to 944 and encodes 237 amino acids.